CAACAGAGAACAAACGUUACCAGAGCAGUGGAUUCUCUCCAUGGCUCUAAGCUCCUGUUAUGGAAGAGAUUGCACAGUCAUCUGCUCCAACUACUGCCCCAACCAUGGCUAAGUUUAAGGAGGAUUAUAGAUUGCUAAAAGAGGAGAACCGCCUUCUGAAAGAGGAGAACCGCCUUCUGAAAGAGGAGAACCGACUUCUGAAAGAGGAGCGGGAUUUCCUUAGGCAGAAAGGUCUCAACCCAGUGAAGACCAGACCCUCAACAUCUUCAAAAGGGUCCGACAAAAGGGGGCUCAUGGAUUCCUCAGACUCUUCAACAUCUGACUCUGAGUCAGACUCCUCCUCUGAAGAAAAGAGGAAUAAGAAGAAGAGAAAGAAUAAGAAGAAGGAAAACCCUGCAAAAUUUGGAAAAAGAGUUCAGGGUCCAGAGGACGUCGUACAUCGAUACAGAGCUGUUCUAAAAGAAUUUCGGCGUACAAGGAGCAUCAGCCUCAGCUGUGAAUCGCUGAGCGUUGACAGAAAUACAAUCGCCUUAACGGCAAUCAUUGCAGAGGUGUGGUUUGCUACAGAGGGUGAAGAUUUCGGGCUGCUGCCAGAGUUCACUGAGGAGGACACUUUAGGAAACUACGCCAAAACCUGCAAGACCUUCCUGGAGGGUAACAACCCGCUUGAAGAAAAAAUUUAA
This is a messenger RNA of Dicentrarchus labrax (European seabass), 683 nucleotides long. Its product is annotated as coiled-coil domain-containing protein 106-like. The record is from RefSeq and is a predicted model, not a curated record. The transcript has 4 exons. NCBI's taxonomy places the organism in Eukaryota, Metazoa, Chordata, Actinopteri, Moronidae. Gene Ontology annotation, cellular component: nucleoplasm. Bases 60 to 683 code for a protein of 207 amino acids.